CUUCCAGGACUAGGCUGCAUCAAGUGUUGAGAGUUUUUGCAACAUUUUGGAAAACUUGGUGGUUACCAUCUUUAAGGUUAAUCACUUUGGGAGGGGUUUUGGCAGCUCCCAUGUUGCUCAUGCAUCAGGCAGUGUUGGAGAUAAGAUGAACAGAGGAGGGACUGUCCAUGUGGUUAGCGAAAAGAGUGUACUUGUUCAAACAGGAGUCGCCGAUCCGGAAGCAAUACCUCAAAAUACGAAGUCAGCUUCUGCAGCAGCGAUACGGUGUGUCAUGUGAUCAGAGCAGCAUCCACAGUCGCAGCAUCAGCGUGAGAAGCAGCAGCAGGAUUAGUGAAUCACCAGAGAUCUCCCGAUUUCCUUCAGAAAAUAAUUUUGUGAGUGAACAUGGAGCACUUGUGCCAACAAAACAAGCUGAGGCUUCACGUGCAAUUGUGGGUGGCACAACAAUAGCAGAAAAUUAUGCAUUUGUUGGUGUGCAUCACAUAUUUGAUCAACACUCAGCUGGUGUUACGAUGUUGAAGUUUGCUAACAAUGAUCGUUCUCGUCUCUGCUGUGCUUCAUUUGAUGGUACGGUGUCCAUCUGUAAUGUGACAGCAAAUCCUCCGCAUGUGGAGGUUGUUUUCAAAGGACACAAGAAAGGUGUCACUGGUUGCGACUGGUCUGUGUCGAACGACUUGGUGGUAAGCUGCUCUCAGGACUCAACGCUGUGUCUUUGGGAUGUCACAAGUAAGAAGUGUUUACGUGUUGUCAAGGAUCAGAUGGGUGCAGAAAUGCUGUCUUGCCUAUUUCAACCUGGCAAUAACAACAUGGUGAUCGCAGGAAACUCGAGAGGAAUGGUUCAGGUGCUGAAUGUGUCAACGGGCAUCUACCCUCGAGGUGGUAGCAGCAAGUUGGAGGGUAUGGUCCUUGCACUUGCAUGCGAUGCCAGCGGUCAGUUGCUCUGGGCAGGGAACAACAAGGGUACAAUCGUAUCAUUCCUGUUUGAUUUGGAGACGGGAAGGCUAAGCAAAUUGCGCCGGUUGACCGUAGCUGAGAACUGUCCCAUUACCUGCAUCUCAUGGCGAGCAUGGAUCAGCCGGGAGGCGAGAGACCCAACCCUCUUAGUCAACUGUGCUGCUAAUGUUGUGUGUCUGUUCAGGGUCAUGGAUAAGGAGGGAAGUCUUCAGUUAAAGCGAAAUUUUCCAAUUCAUCAUAAAAGCUACCUUGUUCGUUCAACAUUUUGCCCGAUCAUGUCCUUCCGGCAAGGAGCCUGUGUGGUUACAGGAAGUGAGGACUCAUGUGUGUACUUCUUGGACAUAGAGCGUCAGGAGAAGCCAUGCCUCAACAAGCUUCAGGGGCACGCCUGCCCAGUGCUUGGUGUAAGCUUCAACUAUGAUGAAUCACUUCUCGCUACUGGUGAUUAUCAAGGUCUUGUAAUCAUCUGGAAGAGGGAGAAGUCUGCUACCGUCUCAGCACAACAAAACACAUAAUUGCAGUGAUGUUAUAUAUUUUAAACUAAUGGCUGGCAAAAGGAUGAAUGUUGGUAUGAAAGGUGUUGACAUUGAAAUAUAAGGAUAUUUAAAGUACUUUUUAUAUGUUACUUGAGCAAUGUGCAUAAAGUUAAUGAGUUAAUUAAUUAUCUCUGUGACCCAAGCAUCUCAUCAGGGCCAUGCAGUAGGGGCAUGUGAACGGGUGGCUUUGAGAGGUGAAGAACUGUUCUUAUGCCCUUGCCAGAGGCUGAGUCUAAGAUAUGCUAUCUGCAAACAUUCAUAUUACUCACCAUUUUAAUUUUUCAGUUCUGUGGUAAAUGAAGAGUACUUUACGACACUGUCAGUAUUGAGACCCUGUGGCAUCUGUACUUCUGACAGGAAAAUGUAUUUUCCCAACACUGUGGCGAUAUUACCUUCCAAAUGAAUAGUGCACACUUCUGCAGGUGUUUCAGUUCACUCAGUUACAGUAAACAUACAGAAUUCUGUAUACAGAUUUACCUUCACUUCCUUACCAUCCUUGAUGUUGCCACCGUACCGUGUGUGUAACCAUUCUUUCUUGUGUGGUUCAUAUUAUGUGACACUUUCAGUGUGACUAUACAGCACUGGAUGGCAGGAUAAUGAACUGGAAACAGGAAGUUGUCACAGCAUAACUGAUGGAUGUACUAUCUCGGAACCUGCCUGAAGGGACUGAAGAGAACCAUAGAAACCUGUAAGGAUAGCAAGUGUGUCUGCUGAGAUUCAAACCAAGCACUUCUGAGAUGCAAGUCUACGAGUUCUGCCACUAAACCAGUCUGUUGAAUGGAAGAAGAGCAUGAUAAACCUUUGAAUAGUUGAGCCUGGCAUUUUAUCAGUAUUUUGUAGUGGUUACUCUGAACUAGUUUCUAUCAAACAUCCAAAAACUAUUAUCUGAUUGUCAGUUGUAUCCUCCAGAGUUUACAAACCGUCCUCCAUUCCUGACAUAUUUGACAUUCCACGUGUUAUCUUAUUAAGUAAAAUAAAAUAGUUUGUUAAUUUCCA
Molecule: messenger RNA, 2486 nt
Organism: Cryptotermes secundus
Lineage: Eukaryota; Metazoa; Arthropoda; Insecta; Blattodea; Kalotermitidae
Product: WD repeat-containing protein 13
Exons: 9
Coding region: 168-1469 (433 amino acids)
Cellular component (GO): nucleus
Molecular function (GO): protein binding; promoter-specific chromatin binding
Source: RefSeq, a predicted model, not a curated record